Molecule: messenger RNA, 1347 nt
Organism: Talaromyces stipitatus ATCC 10500
Lineage: Eukaryota; Fungi; Ascomycota; Eurotiomycetes; Eurotiales; Trichocomaceae
Product: extracellular GDSL-like lipase/acylhydrolase, putative
Exons: 3
Coding region: 1-1221 (406 amino acids)
Source: RefSeq, a predicted model, not a curated record
AUGGAAGCCAUUAUCAAAUCACCUCACCAGCACUGGGUUCACACAUGGGCUGCAAUGCCGCAGCAAGCAGACCCGAGUGAGCUACCUCAAUAUCCGUUUACGCUCCGACAAACAGUGCGCGUUACUCUCGGCACAGCAUCGCACAUUCGCCUGCGAUUAUCCAAUGCAUUCGGCCAUGAACCCCUGACCAUCGCGGAGGUGACAAUUGCACAAUCUGCGGGGAAUGUUUCGGGGACCAACGAGAUUCAACCGGGGACGAUGUGCCACGUUACUUUUUGUGGAGAUCGCGGGGCUCAGAUUCCUGCUGGGGCACAGAUUGUCUCUGAUCCCGUCGACAUUGGACCUCUUCCCCCGUCUACCGCUUUGAGUAUCAGCUUGUUUCUACCGAACGAACCGUCACUAGAGGCAGUUACUACGCAUCCUGGUAGCAGGACUACAUCAUGGUUCACUGCUGGAAAUAAAAUUUCUGAACUUAGUUUUUCAGGACGCGAUGUAGGACAGGUAGAUCACUGGUACUAUAUCAGUGGAAUUGAAGCUUUUCUACCUCGCGAGUCAGGUGCCUUUGCGUUGAUUGGAGACAGUAUUACCGAUGGACGGUGCAGUACGACAAAUGGUGAUACACGAUGGCCAGAUUUUCUCCUCAGCCGCCUACGGAACAGCUCUUCAAAGGCACCACUGGCCAUCGUGAACCAAGCGGCUGGUGCGAACUGCGUUCUCGUUGACGGUUCAGGCGGUCCCAGCGUCCUUGCUCGCCUAGACCGGGAUAUCCUCUCUCUAUCGGGAGUACGAUAUGCAAUGAUAUUCGAAGGAAUAAACGACAUUGGUAUUACUCUACCGGACCCAGACAGCCUGGCAAUUCUGGAGAAACAACUCAUAGCAGGCUAUGUGCAAGUUGCUACACGGCUAGCAUCCGCCGGCAUUGUCGUAUUCAUCGCUACACUGACACCUUUUGGACCACGAAAUGGCGAAGAGGACAAUCAGGACACGACGCCGUAUUCACAUCCCCUGCGCGAGGAGACGAGACAGCGGGUCAAUGCAUGGAUCCGCAAUAGCUGCCCAGCAGUGUUUGAUUCCGUUAUCGAUUUCGAUGCUGUUGUGCGGGACGAGAAGGAGUACUCAGCGUUAGCAAAGCAGUACGAUUCUGGAGAUCAUCUGCAUCCGAAUGAGGCAGCUUUUCAAGCGCUAGCGAACUCGUUCCCUCUAGACAUAUUCGACAUUUGAGAAUUAGAAGUCACGGAUUCCUGUCCCUGGAUAUCUCGAAUCCAUGAAGAUCAUGAGUAUAAAAGCGACUAUACUAUGUAUGUGUUAUCCUACAAAACUAGUAUAGAACUAGGUAGUAAGUCAAGA